Messenger RNA from Drepanopeziza brunnea f. sp. 'multigermtubi' MB_m1, 609 nucleotides. RefSeq lists its product as uncharacterized. NCBI's taxonomy places the organism in Eukaryota, Fungi, Ascomycota, Leotiomycetes, Helotiales, Drepanopezizaceae. The record is from RefSeq and is a predicted model, not a curated record.
AUGCUACGAUCGAAGUCUACCCUCGCGAUCUUGCUAGCCUUGAGCUUUCUCUUUAAUGGAGCUCAAGCAUGGUUUACUAGAGAAGUCAUCGGCUAUGCAAUGAUUCCCCGUUCCGAAGCUGAUGAAAUCAAUGAGUUGAACGAGCUACACUCCAUAGGGGGAAUCUUAGGAAGUGAAAAUUCUCAAUUAGGAAAUGGCUUGAUAUUGCUCAACGAUCCUAGAGUCUUCCGGGAUGUAGAAGGAUAUUCGUAUUGUGUUAUCAAAGCGAAAAAGGAUAAGAUGAAAAGAAUCGGCAAAGUCUAUGUCCCGUAUUCUGAUGGUCAAACGGAGUUAUGGAACAGCAAUGAAAUGACCAUCAGAUCUCACAUCUACGGAGAGGAUUUGGUGGAAUUUCCCAACACAGCGCUGCGCUUCGCCUGGCUUAGGGGUCGCAGCCGGCAGCCGAUAGUGCUUAUCCCAUCGACGGUGAUACAACUCAAUUAUUUGAAGUUAUGGGGCAAAUGCUAUAGCACACCAGAUAAGCUGCUGGAAUCUUGGACAGAGGUCGUUAAAUGGAGCCAGAAAUCAAGUUGGACUAUUAAAGGAGAUCCUGGAGAACCGCACGAAUGA